AUGGGCAAACCUACUCAGCGUGUCCUGUGCAGAAAAGGGAAGGGGAAGGACAUAGAUGCCACAGACGAGUUCUCGGUUAACGACAACUUCCAAUCCAAGUUGACCCGUAUCAAGGUCCAACUGGUGACAUCUAAGGGCGAGUCGGAACCAGAAAAGAAGGAGACCAGGUCUAAGGUGGAGGAUGACAGAAAACCUGAAGUUGAAGCUGCUAUUGUUCGCGUCAUGAAGUCGAGAAAAGUGCUCGAUCACAACAACCUCAUCACGGAGGUGACGCAGCAGCUAAAGUAUCGGUUCUUACCGAAUCCAAUUUUGAUCAAGAAGAGAAUAGAGUCUUUGAUCGAAAGAGAUUAUUUGGCGCGGGAUGCUCACGAUCUCAAGCUUUACCACUAUGUUGCAUGA
Molecule: messenger RNA, 399 nt
Organism: Cylicostephanus goldi
Lineage: Eukaryota; Metazoa; Nematoda; Chromadorea; Rhabditida; Strongylidae
Source: the annotation of a GenBank genome assembly